UCAGUGUAGGUCUGUCCGACAAGUUGCCUGAAUGAAAACACAAGAGCGACGCCACUACCAGUGAAGCAGUGUUGUGGCGCUAAUAUCGACUGCAGCCUUCCUGUGCAGAUUCUCUUUACGGGUGUCAGUGUUGUUAUCUUCGAUCAGCGCUGUGUGUGCUGGACGUGACAGAGCAGCAUGGACGCACGGAAAGUGUCAGAGUUGAAGGGCUUCGUGCAGAUGUGCGGGACCAAUCCUGAGGUCCUGCACCUGCCUGAAAUGGGCUUCCUCCGGACCUGGAUGGAGAGCAUGGGUGCAACCAUCCCUCCCCCACCUAAGACCAGGGAUAGAUGCCAGGGGGGCUGUCCCUGUGGUCCUCCCCCGACAUCGGCUGCAGAACCUGAGCCCGAGCCUCCCUUACGGUCCGAGAGCGAGGAGAGUGAUCUAGAAAUCGACCAAGAGGGAGUGAUCGAACCAGACACAGAUGAACCACAGGAGAUGGGAGAGUUUGACAAUAUUGAGGUCACAGAGGAGAUGAUGGAUCAGGCCAAUGAGAAGAAGAUAGCGGCCAUUGAUGCUCUGGGUGAAGGGGAUCUGCAGAAAGCUCUGGAUCUUUUUACAGAAGCCAUCAAGCUGAACCCCUGUGUAGCCAUCAUGUACGCCAAGAGGGCGAGUGUCUUCAUCCAGAUGAAGAAACCCAACGCCGCCAUAAGAGACUGUGACAGAGCCAUCAGCAUCAACCCAGACUCUGCUCAGCCUUACAAAUGGAGGGGAAAAGCUCACAGGCUGCUGGGCCACUGGGAGGACGCAGCCAAGGAUCUGGCCACAGCCUGUAAACUGGAUUACGAUGAAGACGCCAGUGCGAUGCUGAAGGAGGUCCAGCCUAAGGCUAACAAAAUCAUGGAGCACAGACGCAAGUACGAGCGCAAGAAGGAAGAGAAGGAUAUCCAGGAGAGGCAAGAGCGGGUAAAGAAAGCAAGGGAGGAGCACGCGCGUGUUCAGAGGGAGGAGGAAGCCAGGCAAUCCGGUGGAGGAUUUUUCCCAGGUCCUGCUGGAUUCCCAGGUGGAGCCCCUCCUGGCAUGCCUGGUCUGGGUGAUCUCCUGAAGGAUCCUGAGCUGCUCAACGCCAUGAAGGACCCUGAGGUGAUGACCGCCUUCCAGGAUGUGGCACAGAACCCGGCCAACAUCUCCAAAUACCAGAACAACCCCAAAAUCAUGGCCCUCGUCACCAAGCUGAGUUCCAAAUUUGGAGCCCCUCCGCAGCCGUAGACGAGACAGGGAAACCAAAUUGGAUAGGAGGAAGGGGGGGAAAGGACUUGUGGUGAAACAAUCUGGAGAAGCCACAACACUUGUCAACAAUUAUUCCACUGUGUGCAGAUCAGACAGGGCAGCUGGGUGACAGGUUAGUUGAUGUGAUGUAGAGAAACUGGGGCAACUUUUAAAAUGUUCUUAAUCAGCCUGUCGGCACUUAAUAAUGUCUCAACAAAGCAACCAGGUGGUUAGGAGUCAGGUCUGAUAUUUAGACGACCCCCGUCUGACUCGUCUCAAAUGGGACUUUACUUAACCACAGGUUGACAUUUCUUAACCUGUAUCUGGAAACGCUAAACUGGGAACUCCCGCAUUAAGACGCUAGCUAGCAAACAUUUUUACAGCCAUUUGAUAAGUGGGAACGGUUUAGCGACCUGUCUUUUCUUUCUCCGAACAGAGCCAAACUCACAAAAAAACCCACCAACGUCUGCACUUUUUGUUUUCAGAUGUUAUUAUAAAUGCAAAAAAAAAAAGUGUUACUCAUUGUGAUGUCUGACCCUGUUGGAAAUAUGAUUCACAAUAAUAAAACCUCUGUUGCUGUAAAGCA
Scomber scombrus (Atlantic mackerel) is the source of this 1834-nucleotide messenger RNA. It is a transcript of the gene st13, whose product is annotated as ST13 Hsp70 interacting protein. NCBI's taxonomy places the organism in Eukaryota, Metazoa, Chordata, Actinopteri, Scombriformes, Scombridae. The transcript is spliced from 13 exons. The record is from RefSeq and is a predicted model, not a curated record. Gene Ontology annotation, molecular function: protein dimerization activity; Hsp70 protein binding. Bases 178 to 1248 code for a protein of 356 amino acids.